Messenger RNA from Purpureocillium takamizusanense, 2563 nucleotides. It is a transcript of the gene dus2, whose product is annotated as tRNA-dihydrouridine(20) synthase (NAD(P)(+)). Gene Ontology annotation, biological process: tRNA dihydrouridine synthesis. The record is from RefSeq and is a predicted model, not a curated record. The transcript has 3 exons. Bases 906 to 2276 code for a protein of 456 amino acids. Gene Ontology annotation, molecular function: flavin adenine dinucleotide binding; tRNA dihydrouridine synthase activity. Gene Ontology annotation, cellular component: cytoplasm. Lineage: Eukaryota; Fungi; Ascomycota; Sordariomycetes; Hypocreales; Ophiocordycipitaceae.
GGCAUGGAAGCGACAAGGACCGAGCAGCGCCAUGACCCAAGAGCGCAUCAGACGCGGCAUACCACGCGACAAGGAUUCCAAUCACAGCCAUGCACUCCCGCGACGCAACCACAACCGCAAUUGUUUCAAUGUUUCUUACUUCUUUAGAUGCCAUGCCUGCACAAUCGGACUGGCGGGAGCACUGAACCCACUGGCCGCCCUUUCCUUCAUUUGGGUACUGCCAUUGUAGCGAUAUGCUAGUGGAUCCUGGGCGCCCCUUACCUUAUUCCACUACCCGUGGGCUGCGGGCCACAUCACAGCCUCGCUCCACCAGAAGCUCCAACUGAGCCCCUCGAUUUUCCCGGCCACCUCAUCAGCGCUUUCGCUGAUCUGCGCAGGGCGGGAUGGCAGGGAAAUGAUCCCGUGGCGAUGCAGAAACUCUCCCUGGACGACUGACGGCUCACCCGCCCUCAUACCGCGUAGACUUGACCCUUUCGUCGUGAUCUCCGUCCGGCCUCGCCUUGCUCAGCGAGGAUAGUCACCCUGUGCGCGUGACGCCGAAACACCUUUGAUGACGACCAGCGCUGAAUGACGUCAGUCUGUCGGGGAAUGGCCAUGUCUCCUAAGAUGCACAAUGUGGGCGUCCAUUGAAACCGAUGCGGCUUUGUACGAAGUACGGACAACGUGCGAUGGUCGCGUCGACUAAAAGGUAGUUUGGAGGUAAUGCUUCAAGGUGCUGCUCCCUGUGGCCAACAGCAACCAUGGAAUGUCUCCUGCUGGCGUUGCACGGGAGCUCAGGCUUCGAGGACCAAGAGCGAGCCCCACAGCGCCGAGCGCCGUCGUCCGCAAGCACUUGGGCACUGGAGCCCCACUUUGCGUGCCAAAAUUUUUAUCGAUAGACAGUGAUUAGAUAACGGGGCAACCUCAUGAGGCGGCCGAAUUGCUUUGGUGACUGGUUUGCGACCUUUACAUGCCUCUUCCACAAGCCUUAUCCUCGUCAUGCAAAGUCUGCCCACAGCGGCAUGCUCUCUACUUUACUGAGAAAAGCCAUGGAUGCUGAAAUCAAGCGAGUUCCCAUACCCCGCCGGGGCGUCGACUAUCGAGGCAAGGUUGUCCUUGCGCCGAUGGUGAGAUCCGGAGAACUACCAUCCCGCUUGCUGGCUCUUCACUAUGGCGCUGAUCUUGUCUGGGGGCCAGAGACGGUCGACCGUGCCAUGAUCGGGACGACAAGGCGUUUCAAUGAAGACUCUAAGACGGUCGACUGGUAUCGCGUCGCGUCGCACGGUCAGAAAGCGCCCCCGGUCGACGCAAAAGAGAGCAUCAUCUACCGGAUACACCCUGCGAGAGAGGCGGGACGGCUCAUAUUCCAAAUCGGUACUGCCGACCCAGAGCGAGCCGUGCAAGCCGCUCGCCUCGUGGCAGGAGACGUCGCCGGGAUUGAUGUCAACGCUGGCUGCCCGAAGCCGUUCAGUACUAGUGGCGGCAUGGGCGCUGCGCUUUUGCGGACACCAGAUAAACUUUGCGCCAUCCUAGAGGCUCUGGUAAAGAAUAUCACGCCCGAGUUCGAGAUCGGAAUCAGCGUCAAGAUCCGAAUUCUGGAGACAGCCGCGGAGACGGAAGCUUUGGUCCGCAGGCUGUGUGCCACGGGUAUCACUGCCCUCACAGUGCACUGCCGGACAACGCCCAUGCGACCACGAGAGCGAGCCAUUCGCGGACAACUGCGGAUGGUCGCCGAGGUCUGCCAUGAACACGGCGUCGCAUGUCUCAUGAACGGCGACGUGGAGACCAGGGAUCAAGGUGUCAGGCUGGCCGAAGAGUUUGGUGCCGACGGUGCCAUGAUCGCUACUGCGGCUGAAAAAAAUCCCAGCUGCUUCAGGAGCGAAGCGGACGGUGGCGUCCUGCCCUGGCAGCCUGUGGUUGAGCAAUACCUCAAGACGUGCAUGGACCUGGACAACCGCUUCGGAAACACCAAGUACUUGCUGGUACAGAUGGUUCCCGGCAGGGAGCGGUUUCACCAGCUCGUUAGCCAAGGCAAAAGCUACACGGAUAUAUGCUCAAGCCUGGGGUUGGAACACCUACUCGAGCAAGCCAAGGAGGCGGACACAAAGCGAGGUUUGGAUCGCCCCAAAGAAAAGACAUCCAAGAGCAAGAAGAAAAAGAACAACCCUAGCGCUCUUGCUGCUGGUGGUCAGAUGGGCCAGGUACGGGAAAUUUCGCAGCAUCGCAAGACGCUGUCUGAGCGAGGAGCCACUGUGCAGUCAGCACUGGAGCCUGAGCCGACUUCGGUGGCGGCCUGAUUGUAAACGUCGACGUUGAUGGCUUGUGGAUACGAAUGUGGUCCGGCAGUUGCGUAAAGGGAGUUGGCAAGAUGGGGAAGCAUGCAAGGCGAGCGUUGGAAUUCAAAACUACAGCAUGACGUGUACGAAGGGGUGGAUGCAUUGACGAGCGUUGCGCUUCAGGUUGGCAUUGAUGCAGAAGGGCAUCGCGGAUAUAUAUCAAGGCGUAAGUUAGAUCGGCCAUCGGAUACCUGGUCUGGCAGGCGUACUGCUCUGCACCAUAACACAAGAAAAUAUUGUUCCACGAC